This is a messenger RNA of Aspergillus aculeatus ATCC 16872, 888 nucleotides long. RefSeq names its product oxidase ustYa family protein. Gene Ontology annotation, biological process: mycotoxin biosynthetic process. NCBI's taxonomy places the organism in Eukaryota, Fungi, Ascomycota, Eurotiomycetes, Eurotiales, Aspergillaceae. The record is from RefSeq and is a predicted model, not a curated record. The coding region runs from base 1 to 888 and encodes 295 amino acids. The transcript is spliced from 7 exons.
AUGGAUGCCAAUUUCGAGAAGUUGCCUCAAUACGAUGAGAGCAACUCCGACUCCAACAGUCUCUUCUCGGAGACUGGAGGUCUACUGGGAAAGGACGCUCCCAUUACCCAGAGAAGGCCAGCCUGGAGACGAUGGAUCAUGCCUGCAGGCCAUCUUGCCCUGCUGGUGCUCUACAGCUCGAUCUUCUGCCUUCUGGUGCGACAUGUUCGCAAGAUCGAGAAGCAAAAUGAGCAUGUCGUCUACUCACCUGCACAAGAGGCUGUGAAAUUGGAGGCGAUGGAGUUCCAGGGCCAGCUCCGAAUCAUCAGUCCAUACCAGGGUGACCCCAGCCCUGAACUAGAUCAGGCCUGGAAAGAGCUACUACAGUACUCCAACAUCUGGGUAACCGGCGACGAGCUAUCGAAGAUCAACAAGACCUCGAUCCCUGUGCCCGGCGAGGAGGACAAAUACUGGGUUGAGCUGAGUGUUGUUCACGAGCUGCACUGUAUUAAACGCCUCCGCCAAUACAUCCACUCAGACUACUACUUCGCCAACAUCUCUGCCGAAGACCGUCGUCUCAAUGACCUCCACACCGACCACUGCUUGGAGAUCCUACGACAAAGCGUCAUGUGCCACGCCGACAUCUCCAUGAUCACCAUGACCUGGGAGCCCACGAGCAAGUACCCGGCCGCGGACUUCCAGAACGUCCACGAGUGCAAGAACUGGGACGUGCUGUACGAGUGGCAGAAGGAGCGGUCCGUCGAUAUGAUGAAACCUGGGUUCUUGGUGCAUCCUUAUCUUGGCGUGCCGUUCCCGGAUGGAUAUUACCAUGGCAUUGGGGCUGCGGAUCCCGAGAAUGCGAUUGGGAAAGGUGGAGAGGAUACGGGUAUGGAGAUGGAGAUGGAUUAA